Molecule: messenger RNA, 872 nt
Organism: Brassica oleracea var. oleracea
Lineage: Eukaryota; Viridiplantae; Streptophyta; Magnoliopsida; Brassicales; Brassicaceae
Exons: 1
Coding region: 22-753 (243 amino acids)
Source: RefSeq, a predicted model, not a curated record
CCCUCCUCGGGGGGCUUUUAAAUGCAACGACCACCAAAGUCUCUGCUUCCACCACAUCGUCACGCUCCUAUGGAAGAAAUCUCCUUCUCCUCCUCAUCAGAUCCUCCUCCUCUCUUCUCUUGUUUCAUCGCUCUAUGCACUCUGAUUCUCAUCUACUCUCCUGAUGACUCCCUUCGAAUCUUUCUCUCCCCUGUUCUUCUCAUCUCCGGAGCCCUUCUCUUCUCUCUCGAACGCCUCGGAUCGACCCGAGAACCGCUUACCCGACCGGGGAAAAGUAAAGAAGGAGAAGUUAAGACCGAGGAGACAGAAGAAUCUGAUGUUUUGUUUGAUGUUUAUUCCUUGUCCGAAGCCAAACAAGAUUCCGAUAUAAGACAAGAGUUUGUGGAGUGGGAUUUGAGAGCGCCAUUGGAGGUGAUACACGAAGCCUACGAAGAAGACGAUGAUGACGAAGACGAGGAAGAGGAUCCGACCCGGUUUAGGGAACUCGAGAGGUACCCGUCGUUGUCGCUCUGUUACCCGGAAUCAGAUUCGGAUUCGUCGUCGGAGUUCACUUUUCCGGAGAUGAGUAGCUGGAUGUCGCCGGAGAAAAUGGGAUACAGAUGGGAAGAGGAGGAGGACGAUGGAGCAGCUGGUUUGAUUGAAAUAAAGCUUUACGAAGAGUAUAAGAAGAAGAAGAUGAGUAAACAGAAUCAAACAGAGAUGGAUUUUCAUGCAGAGGAAGAAGGUUUGAUCGAGAUCGAUCUUUUUCCAUGAUCAUGAGAAUUAUUUUAUAUUUAAUUUUGCUUCUAAGUUCUAUAACGACUUCAAUGUUUAAAAAAAAAAGAGUUCCAUCACGAUUUUGCGGAUCAGAGAGAAAGAAAAAUCAAACAGUA